UUCUCUGUUUGAUUUUCACUUUCAUUCACUUUUGAAGUAGGUCUUCGAGUGAUUUCCUCUAACGGAGCGUGAGAAUGGAGAACUACGGUCUUCUCUCUCAGAAUAAUGUACCAGUGCCUCUGAAGAGCAUCUCAGUGCAGGUUCGGGUUCAGGAUCAUGUAGCCACAGUCUCCUCCACUCUGCAGUAUGUGAAUGAGGAAGAGCGCCCCCUGGAGGCCUUGUUCGUCUUCCCUCUUCCUGCUGAUGCUGCUGUCUGCCACUUCAGUGCCAAGAUCGGAGAGCAGGAGAUUGUGGCAGAGGUGCAGGACAGAGAAAGCGCGAGGGAUCAGUAUGAUGAUGCUGUGAGUUCGGGUCAGCAGGCGUUUCUGUUGGAAGAGAGCGCAGAGAGUCCUGAUGUGUUCAGACUGAGUGUCGGGUGUCUGUCGGCGGGUCAGAACGCUGCUGUCACCAUCAUCUACAUCACUGAGCUCGCUGUGCAGGCCGACCACUCGCUGCGCUUCUGUCUGCCGGCUGUACUCAACCCUCGAUACACACCAGCAGGUUCAGGUGCUGGUAUCGUCUCAGAGAUUUCAUCAGGAUGUGGAGCUGUUCCCUACACGCUGACUCUCAGUGUCCAUGUGAGCUCUCCAAAGCCCAUCUCCAAACUAGAGUCCAACUGCUCUCUGGAUUCUCUAGUGUUCCUGCAGUCUGAUCACACUCAGGCCACGGUGAAUCUGAGUCCUGGUCACAUGUUUGAUAAGGACUUUGAGCUGUUUGUGUUCUAUCAGGAUACCCAUCAGCCCUCUGCUAUAGUGGAGACAGGAGUGACCACUGCCCUGCCAGGCUCUCUGAUGAGAGACCCAGUGGUCAUGAUAAGUUUGUACCCAGAGUUCCCAGAGGACGUAAAGAAAUCUCAAGGGGAGUUUGUUUUUAUGAUUGACAGAUCAGGCAGUAUGGGCAGCAUGAUGAAUAAUGGGAAAGGAGCAAAGAUGCGCAUUGAAAGUGCAAAAGACACUCUGCUGUUACUGUUGAAGAGUCUUCCCAUGGGAUGCUACUUCAAUAUCUAUGGAUUUGGCUCUCAUUUUGAGUCCUUCUUCCCAAAGAGUGUCGUGUAUAAACAGAAAACUAUGGAUCAGGCUCUGAAGAGAGUGAAGGAAAUGAAAUCAGACAUGGGCGGCACAGAGAUUUUACCGCCUUUAAAACACAUCUACAGUCAGCGCUGUCACUCCAAACACCCCAGACAGCUCUUCGUCUUCACUGAUGGAGAGGUGGGAAACACUAAAAAGGUGCUGGACCUGGUGAAAAGUCACGCUCACUCUCACAGGUGUUUCUCGUUCGGGAUUGGUGAGGGUGCGAGUGCCGCCCUCAUCACAGGAAUGGACAGAGAGGGAUCUGGUCACGCUCAGUUCAUCACAGACACAGACCGCAUGCAGCCCAAAGUGAUGCAGUCGCUCAGGUUUGCUCUGCAACCCGCUGUGGUUAAUAUCUCUGUGGAUUGGACCCUUCCAGAUGGUCUUACUGUUGAAACACUGUCUCCUCCCAUCAAUGUGCUCUUCCAGGGUCAAAGGACACUCAUUUAUGCCCAACUGAAAGGAGAGAGUUCAGGAGGCUCCGAGGGAACAGUGACCGUCAAAUACAGUCUUAAAGAUCAACCAGUAACAAACCAGCUCCACUUCUGCCUCAAACCCACUGAGGAAACUGGGCUGUCCAUCCACCGGCUGGUGGCUCGGACCCUGAUCCGUUCUCUGGAGCAGGAGGAGAGGUCAGGUGUUGCAGAUGUUGAGGGCAUCAGGAGCAGGAUGGUGGAGCUCAGUGUUCAGGCAGGAGUGAGCAGUGUUCAUACAGCCUUCAUUGCUGUUAAUAAAGACAGCAGACAGACUGUGAAAGGACCCCUGCAGCAGAGAAGAGUGCAGACACGCGAUCUGAAUCUCUUCUUACCUUGGCUUUCUCUUCCUGUAGACACAUAUGCUCCUCUGACAGACAUCUCUAAAGAUACUAAGUGUAAGUCACUGGUGGGUGAAAGCUUUUCUUGUUUGCAUAUUUAUUAUUUCUGUUUGUUCACUUUAGUUUAUUUCCUAACAGAUAAAUGUGCUGGCGUAUUUUCAGCAGAUGUAGCAGAUUCCCCAAUGUUUUUACGCUCAAAGGGCCAGGAUUGUUAUUCAGUAUUGAAUCGAGCGCCCAGAAGAAGAAGAGCUGCACCUGAGCCCCAGAAGGACCUGUUACUGCAGCUGGUUUCUCUCCAAAAGGCGUCCGGCUGCUGGGAUCUGGACGCCACACUGGCCGAUGUGUUUGGGAAGACGGAGGAUGAGCUGACCAAUCAGAAGCCAGCACAGGUGGAUGGGUCAGUAUGGGCCACUCUCCUGGCUCUGAUCUGGUUAUACGGCUGUAAAAUAGAGCAGCAGGUGGAGUGGCAGUUUGUGGCCAUGAAGGCAGCGUCAUGGAUCGGCUCUCAGAAAGUGGGUGAUCUGUCUCAGUGUGUGUGUGCGGGGAAUGUCCUGCUCGGAUGUCAGGUGACCAAAGAGACUCUGGGAAUCUGAAGACGUCUGUGUUUCUACAUCCUGAUCCCUCAGAAGACAGAAGAAAAGAAUCUGUUACAUUUACUGUUACUCUGUUACUUGUUUCUUUAACAUUUAUUCUGUAUUAUUUGCUCAAAUCAACCACAAAUUGAAAUUCUAUGUGACCUGCACUAUCAUUUGAGUUUUAUGUAUCAAAGUAAAAAUAGCCUCUGUUUCUUUUCUUUUUUUUUUAUGUUUCCUUUAUAUUAAUUUAAAGGGAAUGCUGUUACUAAAAAUAUUUUGAAUCAACGAUU
Carassius auratus (goldfish) is the source of this 2788-nucleotide messenger RNA. Its product is annotated as von Willebrand factor A domain-containing protein 5A-like. The record is from RefSeq and is a predicted model, not a curated record. Bases 75 to 2516 code for a protein of 813 amino acids. NCBI's taxonomy places the organism in Eukaryota, Metazoa, Chordata, Actinopteri, Cypriniformes, Cyprinidae. The transcript has 19 exons.